Messenger RNA from Zootoca vivipara (common lizard), 1065 nucleotides. It is a transcript of the gene GPR26, whose product is annotated as G protein-coupled receptor 26. Gene Ontology annotation, cellular component: membrane. Gene Ontology annotation, biological process: adenylate cyclase-activating G protein-coupled receptor signaling pathway. The record is from RefSeq and is a predicted model, not a curated record. Lineage: Eukaryota; Metazoa; Chordata; Lepidosauria; Squamata; Lacertidae. Gene Ontology annotation, molecular function: G protein-coupled receptor activity.
AUGCCAGCUGGGUGCAGUUUUGGAAAUGUUCCUCCUGUGAAUGGAGGCACCAUGAACAUUUGGGAAGUGAUCCUGGCUUUCUUGAUUGUGGUACUCAUCCUUGUCUCGCUGCUGUCCAACGUGCUGGUGCUGAUCUGCUUUCUGUACAGCGCAGACAUCCGCAAGCAAGUCCCGGGAUUGUUUAUCCUCAACCUGACCUUCUGCAACUUGUUGAUGACUGUUUUGAACAUGCCCCUGACCCUGGCUGGGAUCAUUUACAAGAAGCCGCCUGGAGGAGACCAGCUCUGCCACAUCGUGGGCUUUCUAGAGACUUUCCUGACCACCAGCUCCAUGCUGAGCAUGGCAGCCCUAAGCAUAGACAGGUGGAUAGCGGUGGUGUUUCCUCUCAACUACCAUUCCAAGAUGCGUUACAGAGAUGCUGCUCUCAUACUGAGCUAUACAUGGUUGCAUUCUGUGUCUUUUCCUAUAGUGGCAACUUCUCUGUCUUGGGUGGGUUUCCAUCACCUUUAUGCCUCCUGCACCCUCUACAACAAGAAGCUGGAGGACAGGACACAGUUUGUGGUUUUCACAGGGGUCUUUCAUUCUCUCAGCUUCCUCCUCUCCCUCGUUGUCUUGUGUUUCACAUAUCUAAAAGUGCUGAAGGUGGCACGCUUUCACUGUAAAAGGAUUGACGUGAUCACUAUGCAGACCCUCGUGCUGCUGGUGGACAUCCAUCCCAGUGUAAGAGAGCGAUGCCUAGAAGAACAGAAGAGGCGGAGACAACGAGCAACCAAGAAGAUCAGUACAUUCAUUGGCACUUUUAUACUCUGUUUUGCACCGUAUGUAAUCACAAGACUGGUAGAAUUAUCAUCCAUAGUCCCCAUCAACGCACACUGGGGAGUUAUUUCCAAGUGUCUGGCUUAUAGCAAAGCUGUUUCAGAUCCCUUUGUGUACUCUUUGUUACGACACCAGUACAAGAAGACAUGGAAGGACAUAAUAAACAAGAUACUGAAAAGGAGCUCAAUAAAUUCAUCAGCCCUCACAAGUGAAUCACAGAGUCGAAACAUUUUGCAAGCAACUGAUUGA